AUAAAAAAUGUAUCAGCAUCGCGUUAUUGCGAAAUAUGUUGUGUUAAAAUUUCGAAAAAUAUUGUUGGGAAGAUAUGUGGAAGUCACACGAUGUGUCGAUACCCAGGUAAAACUAUUGGAGCAUCUUGUCGCGGAUUCAUAAACGUACAAUUAACAGACGAAGAAAAAUCUGCAAUUUUAGACGUUCAUAACAGUUUAAGAAACAAGGUAGCGUUAGGUUUGGAAACUAUUGGUAACCCUGGACCACAACCACCAGCUUCAAAUAUGAGAAUCAUUAAAUGGAAUAAUGAAUUGAGUGAGAUCGCUCAAAGAUGGGUUGCUCAAUGCAUAUUUUCGCAUGAUUUAUGUAGAGAUACAUAUAAUUUUCCGGUUGGGCAAAAUAUAGGCAAAGGAAAUUUGGCCACAGAUAACGAAUUAUCGUUGAUAUUCACCUGGUAUAAUGAGGUUAAAAAUUUCAGCAACGAAGAUGUUUUUAAUUUUCAAUUAGUUAGUGAUCAAAAGGUUUCUUUUGAGCGAUACACCCAGAUGAUUUGGGCUGAUACGAACAUGUUGGGUUGCGCCCGAGCUAUAUUCCAACAAACAAGUGGCCCUACGUUAUCGUACAUCGAACAUUUCGUUUGCAAUUAUGGCCCAACGGGUAAUAUCCCCGAUCAACCCGUUUAUAACGUGGGGAAACCAUGUUCAACGUGUCCCGAAGGAAUGGGGUGUUCAUUAGAAUACGAAGGACUUUGUGAAAUAAAUAAAGAAGAAACUAAUUUGAUGGCUUUAGAUUUGGAUAAUUCCUCUUUAAAAUUACACAAAAAGAAUUAUUUUAUGUACAUUUAUUUAACAAUUAACUUAAUUAAAGCCGCUUUUUAUUAAGCAAGA
Molecule: messenger RNA, 867 nt
Organism: Onthophagus taurus
Lineage: Eukaryota; Metazoa; Arthropoda; Insecta; Coleoptera; Scarabaeidae
Product: venom allergen 3-like
Cellular component (GO): extracellular region
Source: RefSeq, a predicted model, not a curated record